AACGAAAGACCCAUAAUGGCAUAAUCAAUGUCAUUCUUUCUGUAACUCGUAACUGACGCAUGUAUGCAUUUUAUAUAUAAACAGCAGGAGCUAUACCAUUUCGCCUCUAUCUCUCGUUCUCUUCUUUCCCCGUCUCUCUCACUUCUCUGCUACUUUAAUCUGUCUUAAGUUCAUAGUUUUGCAUUAACUUGAUUAUUGGAUUUUUUGUUUUUUCAAAAUCCAAUAAACCAAUAAUUAGUGGAUUCUUUUGAAGCCAUGAAAGGUAACCAAGAAAAAUCAUCAGAAAAUCAAGAUGGAGAAAAAAGAGCCUUUAACCCCCCACCAGAGAAUCAGAAAGUUCCAAUCUUGAAGCUUUUCUCUUUCGCAGACAGGCUCGAUGUGGCUUUGAUGAUUAUUGGCAGUGUCUGUGCCAUUGGCAAUGGGCUUGCUCAGCCUCUGAUGAGUCUCAUAUUUGGCCAGCUUAUCAAUUCCUUUGGCACAGCCAACCAAUCCAAUGUUGUGGAUCAAGUGUCGAAGAUGGCAAUAAAGCUGGUCUACUUGGCUGUUGGUGCAGGCGCCGCAUCAUUAUUACAGGUUUCAUGUUGGAUGGUGACCGGAGAAAGACAAUCUGCUCGCAUUCGAAGUCUGUACUUGAAAACAAUAUUAAGACAGGACAUUGGCUUUUUUGAUACUGAAACAACAACCGGUGAAGUGAUUGGAAGAAUGUCAGGUGACACGGUUCUCAUUCAAGAUGCCUUAGGUGAAAAGGUUGGGAAGUUUAUACAACUAUUAUCAACAUUUUUCGGAGGCUUUAUCAUUGCUUUUGCACGAGGAUGGCGUCUUGCACUAGCUCUAGCAUGUUGUAUUCCUCUUCUUGCAAUAGUUGGAGGAUUCAUGGCACUGAUCAUGACAAAGAUGUCGAGCCGUGGGCAAAUUGCUUAUGCAAAUGCAGGAAAUGUAGUAGAAGAAACAGUUGGAGCUAUUAGAACGGUAGCAUCCUUCACAGGGGAAAAGCAUGCAAUUCGGAAGUAUAAUGAAAAGUUGAAAAUAGCAUAUGAAUCUGCUGUUCAUCAAGGGCUGGCAUCAGGGUUAGGAAUUGGAGCAAUGAUGCUUGUUAUCUUUUCCACUUACGCACUUGCCAUAUGGUAUGGAUCCAGAUUGAUUAUAAGCCAUGGUUAUAACGGUGGACAAGUCAUUACUAUUAUUACAUCAAUCAUGACAGGUGGAAUGUCAUUGGGUCAGACUUCUCCCUCCUUGAAUGCAUUUGCAGCAGGGCAAGCUGCAGCAUAUAAAAUGUUAGAGACCAUCAAACGAGUACCGAAAAUAGAUCCGUAUGACACCAGUGGGAUGGAAUUGGAAGACUUUAAAGGAGAUAUUGAACUGAAAGAUGUUCAUUUCAGAUAUCCUGCCAGGCCUGAUGUUCAGAUCUUCUCUGGAUUUUCAGUGAAAAUUCCAAGUGGGAAAACUAUAGCUUUAGUUGGUCAAAGCGGCAGUGGGAAAUCAACUGUUAUUAGCCUUGUUGAGAGAUUCUAUGAUCCUGAUUCCGGUGAAGUGCUUAUAGACGGCAUUAAUUUAAAGAAGUUGAAGCUCAGUUGGAUAAGACAGAAGAUUGGGCUAGUUAGUCAGGAACCUAUCUUGUUUGCAACAAGCAUAAAGGAGAAUAUAGCAUAUGGCAAAGAAAAUGCAACUGAUCCGGAAAUUAGAACUGCAGUUGAACUUGCCAAUGCUGCUAAAUUCAUCGACAGAAUGCCUCAGGGGCUUGAUACAAUGGUAGGUGACCAUGGAACCCAGUUAUCAGGAGGUCAAAAGCAAAGAAUUGCUAUUGCAAGGGCCAUAUUAAAAAAUCCUAAAAUUCUCCUUCUUGAUGAAGCAACAAGUGCAUUAGACGCAGAGUCUGAACGCAUUGUCCAAAAUGCACUAGACAAUAUUAUGUGCAAUAGGACAACUGUGGUUGUUGCACAUCGUUUAACAACCAUCAGAAAUGCUGACAUUAUUGCUGUGGUGCAUUUGGGCAAAAUUGUGGAGCAAGGAAAUCAUGAGGAAUUGAUACAGAAUCCAGAAGGAGCAUACUCCCAGCUAAUUCGCCUUCAAGAAGGAGCUAAAGAAUCUGAACAGUCCCAACACUCAGAUUCAGAUGCUUCAGAAACCAGUCCGAUAAUUGAUAGGUCAGGAAGCCAGAGACACUCUAUGCAGAGAUCAAUAAGUAGAGUUUCAUCAGGAAGCAGGCAUUCUUUCACAAUUAGUAGUGUAGGCUUAGGUGUCCCUGGUGAUGUUAAUAUCCUUGAGAUAGAAGACUGUGAAGAGGACAGUAAAGGAAAGAAGAAGGCUGAACAAGUUCCAAUGAGACGACUUGCAUAUCUAAACAAGCCAGAAUUGCCAAUUCUUUUGCUCGGAACUUUAGCUGCAGUUGUUCAUGGUGUAGUUUUCCCAAUAUUUGGCCUGUUAAUAUCAACAGCCAUUAAAGUGUUCUAUGAGCCUCCCAACAAGCUGCGAAAAGAUUCUAAGUUCUGGGCUUUGGUAUAUGUGGGCAUUGGUUUUGUUACUUUUAUUGCUCUACCAGCACAGAACUACUUAUUUGGAAUUGCAGGGAGUAAAUUGAUUGAGCGAAUUCGUUCCAUGACAUUUGAAAAGGUUGUGCACCAAGAAAUCAGCUGGUUUGAUGAUCCUGCAAAUUCUAGUGGUGCUGUUGGAGCAAGAUUGUCUACAGAUGCCUCAACAGUUAGGAGUCUUGUUGGUGAUACAUUGGCCUUAAUUGUGCAAAACAUAGCGACUGUGACAGCAGCAUUGCUUAUAGCAUUCACAGCCAAUUGGAUUCUAGCAUUGAUAAUAGUUGCAAUAUCACCGUUGUUACUAUUCCAAGGUUUUAUUCAGGCAAGAUUUACGAAGGGGUUCAGUGCAGAUGCCAAGCUGAUGUAUGAAGAAGCAAGUCAAGUGGCAAAUGAUGCAGUAGGGAGCAUUAGAACUGUUGCAUCAUUUUGUGCAGAGAAGAAGGUGAUGGAUUUGUACCACAACAAAUGUAGUGGUCCUGUAAAACAAGGCAUUAGGCUUGGAAUUGUUAGUGGUGCUGGUUUUGGAUUCUCAUUCUUUGUUCUCUAUUGCACAAACGCAUUUUGUUUUUACAUAGGAUCUGUUCUUGUCCAACAUGGAAAAGCAACUUUUUCAGAAGUUUUCAAGGUUUUCUUUGCAUUGACAAUCGCAGCAAUUGGGGUUUCCCAAUCCAGUGGCUUGGCUCCAGAUAAAAGCAAAGCCCAGGAUUCAACAGCAUCAAUAUUUGCCAUUCUCGACAGAAAGUCAAAAAUUGACUCGAGUAGCGACGAAGGCAGCACACUUACACAUGUAAAUGGUGAAAUUGAGCUUAAACAUGUCAGUUUCAAAUACCCAACGAGACCUGACGUUCAAAUUUUCCGCGACUUGUCCCUUAUUAUCCCCUCAGGAAAGACAGUUGCUUUGGUCGGAGAAAGUGGCAGCGGGAAGUCAACAGUAGUUAGUCUUAUAGAAAGAUUUUAUGAUCCUGAUUCUGGCACUGUACAUUUAGACAAUGUAGAAAUCAAGAAACUUAAACUAGGUUGGCUAAGACAACAAAUGGGAUUAGUAGGACAAGAACCAAUACUCUUCAACGAAUCAAUCCGUGCAAAUAUUGCUUAUGGCAAGCAAGGAGAUGUUAGUGAGGAAGAAAUAAUUGCAGCAACAGAAGCUGCUAACGCACAUAGCUUCAUUAGCUCAUUGCCACAUGGCUAUGAUACUUCUGUCGGAGAACGAGGGAUCCAACUAUCCGGUGGGCAAAAGCAAAGAAUAGCCAUCGCAAGGGCAAUAAUAAAGAAUCCAAAAAUUCUUUUGCUUGACGAGGCAACAAGUGCACUAGACGCAGAGUCAGAAAGGGUUGUACAAGAUGCAUUAGAUAAAGUAAUGGUGAAUAGAACCACCGUGGUUGUUGCUCACCGCCUUGCAACUAUUAAAGGUGCUGAUAUAAUUGCUGUAGUCAAGAAUGGAGUAGUUGCUGAGAAAGGAAGACAUGACACACUCAUGAAGAUCACAAAUGGAGCUUAUGCUUCCUUGGUGUCACUUCACAUGAGUGCAUCGUAAGGGGAAAGGACAACUCAUGCUUAGAGAGUUUUGAGUUAUGUGAAAGGAAAAUAAUAUAUAUGUUUCUGGAAUUUUAUUUCAAUCAUAGAUUUUCCAUUUUAGCAUGAAGGCAUGGAAAAGAUGAUAUAGGCAUAAAAAGGGUAAAGAAAAAAUAGGCAUCAUUAUUUUCCUUCCUGGAGCUUCUGUUUCCAUAUGCAAUAUGAGCACUACACAAUUGUAUGGAAAGCUUUCCAGUGAGAAAAGCUAAAACAAAUGGCAGAUGCGAGGGAAAAGUUUCUCUUGCGGUCAUGAAUGACAGGAUGAUAAAGUUUCUCGUUUUGCUGUUACAGAACAGAACAUCAACGUUAAGAGUCAUUGAUGAA
Jatropha curcas is the source of this 4424-nucleotide messenger RNA. It is a transcript of the gene ABCB9, whose product is annotated as P-glycoprotein 9. Gene Ontology annotation, cellular component: plasma membrane. Gene Ontology annotation, molecular function: ATP binding; ATP hydrolysis activity; ABC-type transporter activity. The record is from RefSeq and is a predicted model, not a curated record. Gene Ontology annotation, biological process: transmembrane transport. NCBI's taxonomy places the organism in Eukaryota, Viridiplantae, Streptophyta, Magnoliopsida, Malpighiales, Euphorbiaceae.